Molecule: messenger RNA, 747 nt
Organism: Rodentolepis nana
Lineage: Eukaryota; Metazoa; Platyhelminthes; Cestoda; Cyclophyllidea; Hymenolepididae
Source: the annotation of a GenBank genome assembly
AUGGGAGGAUCUUGCAUUCGGGAUUGUCAAAUAUAUAUUUUAUUAAUUAUAAAUGUCCUACUAGUCAUUAUUGGUCUUGGUCUUCUCGGAUUAUCUAUUUUCGCAUACAUGGAACCAGGGGUUCAAUCAGUAUUCCUCUCCGCCGAAAUUCUUUACGAGUUGCAUAUUCUAUUAAUCGUGCUAAUUUGUAUUGGUGUGAUAACUGUCAUAGUUGCUAUUCUUGGUUGUUGUGCAGUCUAUCACGAGUCCCCUGGUCUACUCGGUACCUACAGCAUCUGUAUUGCAUUAGUAAUCUGUAUUGAAGUAGCUAUCGGUGUCCUUAGCUUUCUAUAUCAAAGCGAGAUUGAAAAAAGGCUUACUCAGGCUCUCAAAGAAGUAAUACGCAAAUGGAUGUCUACAUCUGAGGAUCCAGACACAGUUGCUCAAAAUAUUGUCACUCGAGAUGUAUUUCAGUCAACAUUUGAAUGCUGCGGUGAAAAGAACCACGAAGAAUACCGGAAUACAGUCUUGCCCACCUCCUGCUGCCCAGAAAACGUUAGUGGCGUCUGUGAUUCAACUGCAGCCUUUACUGUGGGUUGCUAUGACAAGGCCUCCGAAGCCACCCGGAUUGGUUUGCGGGUAUUUACAGCGAAUAUCUUGGCCGUGGCUUCCUAUGAGAUGAUUGGACUGAUUUUUAUAUUGAUCUUCUACUUUACUGUUAUUCGACACUAUUCCGGAUCAUCUUACGUCUCGGUCGCCCGAGAAUAG